Triticum turgidum subsp. durum (durum wheat) is the source of this 1053-nucleotide messenger RNA. Lineage: Eukaryota; Viridiplantae; Streptophyta; Magnoliopsida; Poales; Poaceae. The record is from the annotation of a GenBank genome assembly.
AUGCCGCGUGCGCUUGGUGGGAAGGGGAGGGGGAGGGGCGGGGCUCCGGCGAGGCCCAUCGCGGCGAUCCCCGUCGCCGUCGGCGUCAACCGGCGGAUGGCGCUCGAGAUGCGCAAGGCGGGGCUGAUGAACAAGGCGAAGGAGCUCGCGGAGAUGGCCGACGCGCCCGUCGCGGUGCUCUGCUCGGGCCUCGACGGCCAGGGCGCCCUGCAGUGCUGGCCGUCGACGGAGACCGCGAGGGCGGUGGUGGGUCAGUUCCUCGAGCUCCCGAAGGAGGCCCGGAUCACGUUCGAUCAGGCCAGCUACAUCGCGGGCGUGCGCGACGCGCAGGGGUCCAGGCUGGCCGGGGUGCGGGCGGGCGGCCUCGCCGCCGCGCUCGGGCCGUGGGAGAGCCCGCUCGACGGGAUGUCGGAGGACGCGCUCCGGGAGCUGCUCGCUUCCGUCGGCAAGUCCCUUGAUGCCACGCGGAGCAGGAUCCGGAGGCUGCAGACCCAGCGUCGCGAGAGCGUGGCGGAGAACUUCGUGGUGGCGGGCGAGGGUCACGCGAGCGGCGAGGUGCAGGGGACGCGGAGGCAGCCACGGGGCACCGCCACGGCCCCCGGUGCUGCGCGGAAGAAGCAGCUGGUGGAGGAUCCCAAGGUGAAGCCCGCCGCCGCCGACGGCGCUGCGCGGAGGAAGCAGCUGCUGAAGGAUCCCAAGGAGAAGCCCGCCGCCGCCGAUGGCGCUGCGCGGUGGAAGCAGCUGCUGAAGAAUCACAAGGAGAAGCCCGCCGCCGCCGCCAACGUCCACGCUGCGCGGAGGAAGCAGCUGCUGGAGGGUCCCAAGGAGAAGCCCGUGCGCGCCGCCCCGUUCGACCCCGGGAUGAUCGAGUACUACAUCAACGUGGGCGGGUGCGUGAUGGAGCGCGACGCCUACGACUUAAUCCGGUACGACCUCGGGAUGCUCCCGCCCAGCCUCGAGCCCGAGCCGCCGGAGCCGGACUACGACGAUCCGCCGCGGCUGUGGUCGUGGGACGACUCCUCCUUCCCCCAGAGCGCGCCGCCGCCCAAGUGA